AAGGACGUCACCAAUUAGACAAUUCAACCGACAAACCCGAUGGUAUUGGUCGUAUCCGCCGAGGGAUGUCUAGGUUGCUUCCCUUCAAGUACAUAGCUUCAUAGCACGAGAUUCGGUCAAGCUGUCAGCUAUGCGCAUCACAACCGCCAGCAGUCAUGUAAUAACGAUACUUCAAGUUGUGUAAUUUUAACCCGCUGACCUAUAUAUCUUGAUUUUAUGGGAUGAAUUCUAUGUUUUGUUUGGCUUUGGGGUAAACAAGGUUUGGAAAUUUAAGCAAAAUCCGCAUCAACUCGUCUCCCAUUAUCGGUCACCAUGGCGGUGCAAUCCAAACUUGUUCUUCCCGAUCGGUCGAUUAAGAGUGCUGUUGCGCAUUUGACGACGUUGUACGUCGAUAAUCGAACCCGGAUUUCACGCGCCGUCUACCUUACUCUCCUCGUCGCACUCGUCAACCGCGUCCGACAUGCCAUUUCCGAGCAGAAAGCUGCGUCCGCACGCGAAGCGGCUAAGCGACGAUCGGGUACAACCUCGAGCGACGGUGACGAUACGACGAAGAAGAAAAAGGUCGAGCUGAACCGCGAGUUCUUUAAGUCGCUGUUAAAAUUACUAAAAAUAGUCGUUCCUGGCGCGCGGAGCAAGGAGACUCGGCUUCUCGUUAGCCACAGUUUCUUUUUAGUAGUACGGACGCUUAUCAGUCUAAAAGUUGCCGAGAUGGAUGGCGCGAUCGUAAAGGCACUUGUAAAAGGAAGUGGUAAAGAGUUUCUCACGAGAAUUGUGUGGUGGAUGUUGAUUGCUGUCCCUGCGACAUUCACAAAUUCCAUGCUGUCGUACCACCAAGCCGAGUUAUCUCUUCGGUAUCGAACUCGAUUAACCCAGUACAUCCACGACAAAUACCUCUCCCAGCUCACGUUCUACGGGAUCUCCGCACUAGAUGAUCGAAUAAAAAACCCAGAUCAGCUUAUAGCAGUCGAUGUUGCCAAGUUCUCCAACAGUCUGGCUGAGCUAUAUAGCAAUCUAGCAAAACCAAUAUUAGACAUGACUAUUUACACUUGGUCAUUAUCAAAGAGUGUUGGCGGCGAAGGUGUUAUGUUUAUGUCCCUAUUGGUACAGCUCUCAGCCGGUGUCAUGCGCGCUUUAACACCUCCGUUUGGGAAAUACGUUGCGGACGAAGCACGGCUUGAAGGCGAGUUCCGGUUCCAACAUUCGAGACUCAUCGACCACAGUGAAGAGGUGGCACUCUACCACGGCCACGAAGCAGAAAAGGAUACUCUCGACAAGGGCUAUUUUACGCUUAUUAAACACGUCAACUACAUAUUACGUCGGCGAUUCUACCACGGCGUAAUGGAGGAUUUUGUCAUCAAAUAUUUCUGGGGUGCUUUAGGUCUCCUACUCUGCAGCGUGCCCGUUUUCUUCAAACUACCCGGACAGCUAGCCGGCACUUCUAGCAUGGGCGACCGAACAGAGUCGUUCGUAACCAACAGGCGGAUGUUGCUCAGCGCAUCGGAUGCUUUUGGACGGAUCAUGUUCUCCUACCGCGAAAUCAUGGAGUUAGCCGGUUACACGUCACGUGUUGCAUCGUUAUUGGACGUUAUGGAUGAUAUCCAAGCUGGUCACUUCGAGAAGAAGCUAGUAUCUAGCUCGGGUACUGAGGAUAACGCAGCAGUGUUGAAGGGCAGGGGGAAAGUAGUCGAGAGCAAGGACAUCAAAUUCAUCGACGUGCCGAUUAUCUCCCCUAACGGAGAUGUUCUCGUAAGGGCGCUAUCAUUUUCGCUUAAGCAAGGUGAUCAUCUUCUCGUCGUUGGUCCAAACGGUUGCGGGAAAUCAAGUCUCUUCCGAAUCCUAGGAGGCCUCUGGCCUGUGUAUGGUGGUACUGUCUACAAGCCGCCUUUCACGGAUAUUUUUUACAUUCCACAACGGCCAUACCUGUCGCGGGGAAGCCUCCGUCAACAAAUCACAUACCCGGAUAGUCUACGAAGUGUUCGUGCGCGCGGGGUCACUGACGCCCAAUUACUAGAUAUUCUCAAGAUUCUCUCCCUCGAGCAUCUUGUAGAUCUUUACCCCGAGGGCUGGGAUGCAGAGGCAGAGUGGCGCGACGUACUCUCAGGCGGACUGCAGCAGCGCGUGGCCAUGGCUCGUCUCUUCUAUCACAAACCGCGGUACGCGAUCCUAGACGAAUGCACGAGCAGUGUGACGCUCGAGACCGAAAAGGUCAUGUACGAUAAUGCGAAGGCUUUAGGAAUUACAUUAAUGACGGUCAGCCAUCGGCGAAGCUUGUGGAAGUAUCACAGCAGGAUCUUGCAGUUCGACGGACAGGGUCACUAUGUGUUCACGAAACUCGACGCCGAGAGAAGAUUGAAGCUGGAGGACGAAAAAGAGGACCUGGAAGUAUUAUUAAGACAGGUGCCGGAAAUUGAGAGGAGAAUUGGCGAGUUGACCGCCGAAUAACGGCAGGGAAAUGGAAUUGAAGGAGGGAAUAUGAUGUACAUAUAUAAGAGGGAUGGGAUAUGGGAUUUUUAGCCUCGUGUACCAAGAACAGGGACCAUCUAUGUCCAGUGGAUGCAUCAACAUGGUAUGUUGGCAAUUAGCUUGGGGACACCGCAUUUCUGUCAAACACCACUACAGAAUUUUCGUCUGUGCGGGAUUUAUUAAUUGGCCUCAAUGUGAUCUCUGACUGUUGAGCCCCCGGCCUCUUCAGCAAGUUAAGAGAUGGCGAGAUGAUCUAUGUGGGACGUUAGAAAAUCUCUAUAUCAUCUACCCACUUUACCCCUCGAGCCUCGCCAGCUAUAAUGACAUGGAUAUCACGAUGAGGCUGGUCUCGAGACACUUAUAUAAUAAACAAGGCGACAUUAGUAAACAAAAUUGAAUCCGGUUUAGCUCGGGUUUACGUCUACUUCAUUUUAACUCCAGGUUGCAUUAUGCGCGUACCUACGUAGUCAGGUGCAUAUCUGCAGGCAAGACAUAUAUUUGAUAGGGAAAAAAAACAAUUAAGA
Messenger RNA from Daldinia decipiens, 2987 nucleotides. RefSeq names its product ABC transporter transmembrane region 2-domain-containing protein. The coding region runs from base 313 to 2442 and encodes 709 amino acids. The record is from RefSeq and is a predicted model, not a curated record. Gene Ontology annotation, cellular component: peroxisomal membrane. Lineage: Eukaryota; Fungi; Ascomycota; Sordariomycetes; Xylariales; Hypoxylaceae. Gene Ontology annotation, molecular function: ATP hydrolysis activity; ATP binding; ABC-type transporter activity. Gene Ontology annotation, biological process: peroxisome organization; very long-chain fatty acid catabolic process; fatty acid beta-oxidation. The transcript is spliced from 3 exons.